Messenger RNA from Penaeus monodon (black tiger shrimp), 1689 nucleotides. RefSeq lists its product as uncharacterized. The record is from RefSeq and is a predicted model, not a curated record. NCBI's taxonomy places the organism in Eukaryota, Metazoa, Arthropoda, Malacostraca, Decapoda, Penaeidae.
UUAAAUGUGGCAUCACUGUAGUAAGCAUCACUGCGUUUUGAUGCAGAAAGCUGCUGGGGAGAAAGUGCUUGCUUCUUCAAUAAUAUUAGACUGAAAAGCCAGACAGCAGUCCGUUGCGAUGGCUGAAGCAGCGACGGCGCCCCGGUGGCUCCGCAGGGCCUCCCCCGUCGAGGAGUACUUCGAAGAGGGACACAAGAAGAAGCUCAACAUCGUCAACUACACCAUCACGUUCAGUUCGACGUCCGCGCGUCUGGCGGAGAUCAUGGAGGAGGCCCUCACACUACUCUAUAGGAAAGUGCCGGUGCUUCGGGUCUGCUUCGGCUGGCGCGACGACCAGCUCUGGCUCCGAGAGAUGGACGAAUGUAAAGUGGAUUUUAAGGUGCUGAAGGAUGACGCGUUGGACAAGCAUCGGGCAGGGAUCAUGCAGGGCUUCGACACGGAGCGCGGCCCGCUGUGGCGAGUAGCGCUCUUGGCAGAGCCAGACGAGGAAUCUAGAGAGUGAGGCGGCCGAGCCCUCUAUACGGGAUACCCGGGCAAAGCUAGACUUGGUAAAUCUCACUAACUCAUCCACGCGAACGCGGCCGCUGAACGAAUUGCCGCGGCCGUUCGCCCACAAUUACUCCGUCCUGUUCUGCAUCCACCAUGGCAUCGCGGACGGCAUGACCAUCACGAGAAUCUGCGGUUUCCUCCGGGCGAUUCUAGACGACAUCUUGUCGGGUCGCUCCGUCGACGCGGCGGAGCAGCUGGGCGAGCACGUUGCAUACGACGCUGCCAUGGCGCUAUACGCUGCGGAGGAGCAGAAGCUGAAGGACGACCCUGCUCUCUUGGAGAAGGCAAUGAAGGAGUUUGCAGAGGGCGAGAGGAUGCGUCCGCUCCUCCUGGAUGUCCUGCCGCGACCCCAGGGCGGCGAGGCUACCACCGGCAGCAUUUCUUUUCGCCUCAACGAGGAUGAAACGAAGGCUCUCGUCAGCUGCUGCAAGAAGGUGAAGGUGUCUCUAAACAGCUACUUUACCAGCGCCAUCAACGUCGCCCUCAUCGAUUUCCUGGAGAGCCUGGGCGUGAGGAGGGACGCCUACGAGUUCCGCGCGGGACACGACAUCAGCCUGCGCCGCUACUACGGCGGAGACACGUCCCGCACCCUCGGCGUCCACCUGCCCACCUUCGGCUUCCGCUUCGUGUACAGAGCGACGGCCAACCUCUACCGGGAGUUCUGGGCGUCGACGAGGGCGUUCCACAAGAGGUUCCACGACGCGCUACUCAAGGGGGAGCCUCUGCGGGCGGUGGUGCUCCGGCAGAAGGACGCUUCCCAGUUCGACGACAUCAAGGGCUUCUACAGCGACCAGGGCGAACCGAACUAUUACUACACGAUCUCCAACCUCGCCGAUGUGACGGAGGCGCUGUCGAAGGAGGGCGACAACGUGCAGAUCACGCAGAUGGACCGCUACGUGGCGCUCAGGAACAAAAAGUGCUUCAUGUGCUUCAGCAUCCACACGUUCAGGGACCAAGUGACUGUCAACAUGCUCUACUCGACCCACUACUUCAGCGAAGAGAACGCGAUCCGGUUGGCUGACCUUGUGUACACGAGUAUCAUCACGAGGAUUGUGGUCGACGAGAAACUGGCGUAGGCCCUUAUCUUGUGAAGAGCGAUGUGUGUAUCGCUCACUUUCCCUUCCUCUCUCUGUGUGUCUG